Molecule: messenger RNA, 846 nt
Organism: Leptosia nina
Lineage: Eukaryota; Metazoa; Arthropoda; Insecta; Lepidoptera; Pieridae
Source: the annotation of a GenBank genome assembly
AUGAAAUCCAUCAUAAUUCUCGCCGGUCUGUUGGGCUUUGCCCUCGCCGAUCCCUUGUAUGGGGCAACCGCGUUCAACUACCACGAGAGGUUCGGCAUUCCUGCUGCUGAGAGGAUCAGACAGGCUGAAUAUGACCUCGAUAGCUCCAGAAUCGCUGGUGGAGAGGAAUCGCAGUUAGGGAAGAACCCGCACAUGGGCGGCAUCGUGAUUGCUCUGAGCAGAGGAACUUCCGUCUGUGGAUCUUCUCUUCUGUCCAACACCAAAGCUGUCACAGCCGCUCACUGCUGGUUCGACGGCACCAACCAGGCAAGUCGCUUCACCAUGGUGUUCGGUUCCAUGCGUCUCUUCUCUGGAGGAGUGAGAGUGUCAACAGAGGAUGUAGUGACACAUCCCACAUGGAACCCUAAAACUGUUGAUAGCGAUAUCGCCGUUGUUACUUUCAUCAACGUACCAUACAGUAAUAACAUCCAACCUAUCGCAUUGGCCACUGGAGAAGAUCUUUACGUUGGAGAAUGGGCUGUCGCUGCCGGUUACGGAAUAAACUCUGACUCUCAGGUUGGUAUUUCGACAAUCACAGUGCAGAAACACGUCAGUCUCCAGGUGAUUUCAAAUGCUGAAUGCCGUCGCACCUACCGCUUUAUCUCGGACUCAAUUCUUUGUGUCGCUACUCAAGGCAACAGUACAUGCGCGGGAGAUUACGGUGGACCCCUCUCCAUCGGUGAAGGAGAAGAAAGGGUUUUGAUUGGUGUAACAUCAUUCGGCCACGCUGAUGGUUGUGAAAAGAGCAUGCCAGCAGGAUUUGCACGAAUCACCUCAUUCAGAAAAUGGAUAGAAACUCGGCUGUAA